Molecule: messenger RNA, 3972 nt
Organism: Cajanus cajan (pigeon pea)
Lineage: Eukaryota; Viridiplantae; Streptophyta; Magnoliopsida; Fabales; Fabaceae
Source: RefSeq, a predicted model, not a curated record
CAAAAACCCUUGAAACGUUUAAACCCUUCACCACUGCGCCCUUGUUCCCUUCCCCACUCCCACCGGCCGAACAAAAUUCUCCGAACCGUUCAAACUCCAUGGAAGAAGAACACACGGAGCAAUUCAAGGAUGGUUCCGACCUCUGCCAGCAGCUCAUGGACCGUUACGCCAACUCCGGCGCGCCGCAGCACCGCCACCUCCUCGCCACCGCCGCCGCCCUGCGCUCCAACCUCGCCGCCGAGUCCCUCCCCCUCACGCCGCCCGCGUACUUCGCCGCCUCCAUCUCCGCCCUCGACGACGCCGAGGCGCUGGACCCCGUGGCGCUCUCCGCCCUCGUGUCCUUCAUGGCCAUCGUCCUCCCCCUCGUCCCGCCUGGUGGCAUCGCGGUGCCGAAGUCGCGAAAGGCGGCGGAGAUCCUCGUUGCGGCGUUGGCGAAGGAUGGAGAGGAGUUGGGCGUGGCAAGCGUGAGGGCCAUGGUGAAGUGCUUGGGGCUUUUGAUUGGGUUUUGUGACUUGGAGGAUUGGGAUGGAAUCAAAUUGGGCUUUGAAACUUUGCUCAAGUUCUCCAUUUGCAAGCGCCCAAAGGUACGCAGAUGUGCUCAAGAAUCUGUAGAGAAGGUUUUCAAGUCUCUCAAGUCGUCCAUAGCUUCCAAGGAAGCUAGCAAGUUGGUUUUGUCAGAGCUGAAAAGUUGCUGUGCUUUAGCAAUGAAAUUAAAUUCUUUGAAGACUGAUAAUGAAUGUAAAGAAGUCAAUGUUUUGAAACAUGAAAACCUGGAGGUUCUGCAUGUACUGAAUUUAAUUAAUUUGAUUGCUCCAUAUCUUUCUGCGAAAGUUAUUCCAAAAGUUCUUUCAGAUGUGCAUAAAUUAUUUGGUUGUCAGUUUUUGGAACUUAAAAGGCAUGUUCUUAAAACUAUGGAAGCUAUUUUUGAAGCUUUGAGAAUCCAAAAUAUAGUGCUAGAGACAGAGGACAUUGUAGUUUCUCUUGUGUCAUUUGUAUCUUUGGGAGAUAAGAACCCCUUGGAUACCGUGAUUCUUGCAGCAACAACAUUAAGAGUUGCAAUGGACUCACUUUAUAAUGGACAAUCAAGCUUGUGGAUAAAAAAUCUCUCUCCAGUUUGUAGAUCUGCGAUGGGUCUUCUAACUUUCGAGGGAAACACUGCUGCACAGGCUUGUGGUAUUUUAAGUAAUCUGCUCAAGCAUCAUGUUGGUCCCUUGAGCUUGAAAAUGAGUCAAACAUUUCAUGAUAGUAGUUGGGAAUGUGUGGAAGCUAAUGCAAUAAAAUCAACAUGUGCAGUUUUUGAGAAUGCCCUUUCUGCUACUGAUGGAAUUCCAAACGAGCACAUUUUGUCAGUCAUAUCUGUUUUAUUUCUUGAGCUUGGAGAAUUCUCAUUUGUGUUUAUGAGGAAUAUCGUGCUUAAACUUGCUGACUUGAUGACUCAAAUUUCUGGGGGCAAGGUUUAUAAUGAUCAUCUUCAGAAAUGCAUUGGGUCUGCUGUUUAUGCUAUGGGGAUAGAGAGAUUCCUUACACUUGUACCAAUAUCUCUUAAUGAAAACAGCUUUACUUAUUCAAAUAUUUGGUUAGCAUCUAUCUUAAAGCGCUAUGUUACUGGUGCAUCGCUUGCAUACUACAUGGAGCAUAUCAUGCCUCUUGCCAAGUCUUUUAAGAAGGCUAGUCGAAAAGUCAAAAAGUCAGGGAUUAGUCAGGAUUUGCUGGCUUGCGCUCAUGAACUGUGGGGAUUGCUUCCUAGCUUUUGUCGUCAUGCAACUGAUACUCACCAAAAUUUUACUCGUCUCUCUGAUGUCCUUAUUACUUUUCUUAAAAAGGAUCCUUCCAUGCAUCAGAAUGUUUCCAUAACAUUACAGAUUCUUGUGAAUGAGAACAAAGCUGCACUUAACCCUAAAAAGAGUGUGGAAGAUUGCAAUGCUGAAUAUGAUUUUUUGGCAGAGUUCAGCAUGAAGCCUACUUAUUCAAAGAAAGCUGCUGCCAAAAACAUAAAAGCUCUUGUGUCUUGUUCGAAUCAGAUGCUUUAUGUUUUGUCAGAUUUAUUUAUCAGUGCACCUCCUGAAAAGCGCUCUUUUUUAAAGGAAGCAAUUGGGUGCCUGGCUUCUGUCACUGAUUCUUCUAUAACCAAAGAGGUUUUUGUGUCUUUGCUUAAGAGGUUUCAAGUUGUAGAUUGUGAAGGUGUAGCUGAAAUAUUGACAAGCUCCACUGAAGUGGUAGAUGGUGAUCAAAGUGACUUGAAGGGAUAUUCUCAGAGGUGUCUGAUAUUGGAAAUAGCAUCUUGUCUUGUUCAAGGAGCCAAGGAUAAUCUCAUUGAGAUAAUUUAUAAUUUAACUAUACAUUCAUUUCAGGCAACUAACGAGAGUGUUCAUCACGAAGCAUACAACACUUUGAGCAAAAUUUUGCAGGAGCAACCAUGCUUUUCUUCUGCUCGAUACGUUGAGCUAAUUGAUUUAUUGCAUGGUUUAAAACCUCCAACUGCUAUUGCACCUCUCAGGAGUCGCUAUGCUUGCUUCCACAUGCUGAUGGUACAUGCAGUGAAGGUUAGUUUAGAAGAAGAGGAUAACUCAAAGGCCUUUCUUAUUCUCAAUGAAAUAAUUCUCACAUUAAAAGAUGGAACGGAUGAAGCCAGGAAAGAAGCAUAUGAUUUACUCUUAAAUAUAAGUUCUAGCUUGAGAGACUCAUCUUUGGUUGGUUCUAUUGAACCGUAUCACAAGCUAGUUAGCAUGAUAAUGGGAUAUCUUUGUGGUUCAUCUCCCCAUAUAAAAAGUGGAGCAGUUUCUGCACUGUCUGUAUUUGUAUACAAGGAUACAGAUCUUCUUCUCUCCGUUUCUGAUCUUGUCCCUUCUCUUUUAUCUUUGUUGCAAACCAAAGAUGUGGAAAUCAUAAAAGCUGUCUUGGGCUUUGUUAAAGUGCUGGUAUCUAGCUUACACGCAAGAGAGCUGCAUAAUAUUCUCUCCGAUGUUAUUACUGAAAUCCUCCCCUGGUCAUCUGUUUCGAGACACCAUUUUAGAUCAAAGGUCACAGUUAUAUUUGAAAUAUUAUUACGGAAAUGUGGUUCUGCUGCUGUCAAACUAGUUACCCCAGAGAAAUAUAAGGGUUUUCUCAAGACAGUACUUGAGAAUCGACAUGGCAAGUCAAGUGCAGCAGUCACUAAUGAAACUGAAAAUUUGCCAGAAGAUUCAUCUUCCAAGAGGCCAAAGUGGAGGAAGCCUGAAAGUUCAGAUACCCAAGAGAAAAAAUGGAUUAACAACAAAAAGAGAAAGUGGGACAAGAAAUUUGAGACGGACAUGCCUAGGCAAAGGGAACCACUCAAGUCUACUAGUAAUGAUGGAUUAAGAUUACCCAAGAGAGUUAGGCAUUCUAAUAAUAAAAAUUCAAAUGUAGAAAGUUCAGAAGGAAGUAAGAAAGGCCAAAGAAGUUGGAAUAGAAGUUUCACUGAAGGUGAUGGGAAGAGAAAGGUAAAGCCGACAAGUGCAGAGAAGGAUAAAUCAGCUUCUCGUGUACCUAAACGACCUUCCAAGUCGCACCAGCCAAAAAGGAAAUUCAAAAGAACUUGAUAGAUGGGCUGAAAACUCAAGCUGGUGAAACACUUCUAAGAUGUCAUAUCUCCCUGACCGUGUGUGUAGGUGUUGAUAAUGCCAUUUUAUAUCUGUAACUGCAUAUAUAUGCGUGGAGAUAAGCAAGAUUUUUUAAUUGUCUUUCCUGCUGAGCAACAAUUACGGAGAGGAACGUGGUGCUUUCUUCAGGCUUGAUGCUCAAAUCUAGUGGCUGAGAAAAAGGAAGGGUAGUUCCUACAUGCAUAAUUUGGCAGGAGAAAGUUAAUAUCAUGGUGGGGAAAGCUAUUGUAAUGGAUGGCUGGCCAUGGUUGAUUUUGUAAAUGCCUAUGUUUUGCCAUCUUUUGUGCACGGCAGGAUUUUCCCCUUGCUUCUGAUUCUCAAUAGUCAAUCGAUAUUUGCAUGUCUUAACAAA